Mercenaria mercenaria is the source of this 1306-nucleotide messenger RNA. RefSeq lists its product as uncharacterized. The coding region runs from base 101 to 370 and encodes 89 amino acids. Lineage: Eukaryota; Metazoa; Mollusca; Bivalvia; Venerida; Veneridae. The record is from RefSeq and is a predicted model, not a curated record. The transcript has 3 exons.
GUUAUCAGAAGUAUCGAAGUAUUUCAAAAUGUGUACAGAUAAAAUGAAAAUACGGACAUCUUGCGGACAUUAAAUUGCGGACAUCUUUAAACUGAUAGUAAUGGGAUUACGAAUCGUUUCAUUAAACGUGUUUUUGUUUAUCACAGUAUUCACUUUAUUACUACAAGAUUUUCAAGUUGAAUGUCGCGGAGGAGGACGUGGCGGUAGCCGGGGUUCAUCCAGGGGCUACAGAGGUGGUAGUGGAGCAGGAGGGGGAAGUUCUGGUGGCUCAGGUGGAGAUGCUUGGUGGAUAGUUCUUGCCGUCUUCGGAGGAAUAUUUCUCUUCGUAGCUAUUGCUUUCCUUGUCCAUUAUAUUCGCAGAGAAUGCUGACAGCUGUCAAAAAAGUGUCGAACAUAUAAUGCUGUUUUGAACAAGGAUGAUGAUGACGUCAUACUCCACAGAUCAACAUAUACAAUAUACAUUACGGUUGUGCAAUAUAACAGGACUUUCAGGUUGUCUCAGGCUUAUACUUAAUCUAUGUGUCAUUAGCUAUGCGAUAUAACGGGACCUUCAAGUCGUUCUAGGCUUAUGCUUAACCUUAAUUGUGGUUUAUUAUAUAUCUACAAGAAUAUACAUCUAACUCGGUGACUGGAAGCUUGUAUAAAAAUAAUGUGUCCCCCAGAACCGCAUCAGUAAAAAGACUAUGCCGAUAUGAACAAGUUAAACUGAUUAUAACAAGAAAUUCGAUAGUAUCAUAUUUGCGACGGAAAUGAGAGACCGGUAUUUGCUUUGUGUGGUACUGUUUGUCUUUCGUCAAGUUCAAAGGAUAGAUUUUAUGAUAAAAUGGUUAUCUGUUGCAUAAUUGAAACAUACAACACUGUGUAAUGGAAGCGAUUUUCAUGUUAUUUUAACUAAGUCUUUUUUGUAUGUAUUGUGUCGUUUUUAUUAUGGAAAAGACUUAUCAUGAAAAAUACACAAACCUUGUCUAGAUCAGAAUGACAAACGGGAAAGACUGAUAUUAUUUGAUUUAAAUAGAGAGUUCUGUCUUAUUUUACAAAGGAGAACUUAUUCUAAGUGUUUCGUUUGUCAUCCUGGAAUGCUGCUUUUAAUACGGUUAUAUGUUGUAAACUUGUUGAAACAGUUUAGCAGUCAUUGUGGAUUUUUGUACACUUAUAUUUUAUUUAUUAAUUAAUUUUACAUAUUUUGUACUUGUUUAUGCUUUUGAACAUAGCUAGAUGGUCUGAGGAUUUUAGUCAGAUUGAACAGUUGCUGAAUGUUGUCUUUAACACUUGUUAAUUUGUUAAUUAAAAGAUUCUCAUACUUGUA